GGGUUGGUAGCCUCAGAGGUCAAGCGUUUCUGGGCAGACGACCCUUCCGCUUCCGUUUGUGAUUGCUCUGCACUUUAUGUGCUUCACUUGAUGACUCAAGAGCUCCCAAACGUAUCUACAAUGCGCAAAACGGAGAUGGAAAUGGGGCGCCAGCUUGCGCUGCGAUCGUUUCCACGGAAUAUUACCUUCGAGGCCAUUAGACCUAGCCAUUAUGCAGAGGACGAUGCGGCUCUCGAAAUGACUCUGUCUUGGUCAACUGACGAUGAUUUAUCUGGGUUUGAAGUUUUCAUCCACGCUGAUGACCGGGAACAUGCGGAAUAUCUUUCGAUGGGCGCUAAACUACGGCAAGGAUCAAAUUCGGAAUCGAUUGACGAGAAAGAAAACGAGGAGACGCGGGCUAUGGAUGCACCGAUGCUUUCCGUGGAAGCUCGCGCUGACGAUUCUGAUGAUGCGCCAUGUUUCCGCUUAUUCGCGGACUCUAACAAAAUCGUUCUCAAUGUCCGUAUUCCAAAUGGCAAGAAGUACGUUGCCCAAGUAUGUUGGAAGAAAGAGGGCGCUUUGUAUAGCUUGCCUACGCCAUUUGUCAUACCGCCUACCCCUCCUUCUUCAGCCUCUUUAAAGAUCGAAUGUCAAGCGCCAAAAGUGACUGUAGAGUGGGAUACAUCGGCAGAUUCAGGGGCCGACUCAUGGAUAGUCGUUCUUAGAUGGAAAGAUCGUGAAAUUUUUCGAAAAGAAACGGCGUGCUAAAAGCAACAGAUUUCGGAGUCCCCACCGUGAGGAAUAGAUUGGUUCUCAUUGCCGCAGCUCCCGCUCAGCCUAUGCCGAAGCUUCCGUCGCCUACUCACGGCGGAACUGGUCAGCCAUCAACACGGACUCUUCAAAAUGCUAUCAGUGACCUCGACUGGAAGAACACUAUCUGUAAACCUACCGGUCCCGGCCUCCAGAGCGUAGUUUUCCAUCCGGUAGACAGUUUCCAGCCUGUGGCCCGACAUUGUACUGGUUGUGUCGUCUCCGAUUUCACAAAAUGGGACGAUUC
Molecule: messenger RNA, 1036 nt
Organism: Desarmillaria tabescens
Lineage: Eukaryota; Fungi; Basidiomycota; Agaricomycetes; Agaricales; Physalacriaceae
Exons: 2
Coding region: 91-747 (218 amino acids)
Source: RefSeq, a predicted model, not a curated record